Molecule: messenger RNA, 1352 nt
Organism: Crotalus tigris (Tiger rattlesnake)
Lineage: Eukaryota; Metazoa; Chordata; Lepidosauria; Squamata; Viperidae
Gene: NAGK
Product: N-acetylglucosamine kinase
Exons: 10
Coding region: 264-1145 (293 amino acids)
Molecular function (GO): N-acetylglucosamine kinase activity
Source: RefSeq, a predicted model, not a curated record
GCAUGGCCGCGGUCUACGGCGGGGUGGAGGGGUGAGCCGGGCGGCCCCGCCAGGGGAGCAGCCGGGGGAGGCUUGCAGCCCCCCCCCAGCGCUCGCAUCACCUUCUCCAGCUCACCUGGCGCCUCACCUGAGCAGCCAGGGGGGGGACCCACUCCAAGGCGGUGCUGCUCUCCGAAGAUGGCAAGAUCCUGGCCGAGGCCGAGGGGCCCUGCACCAACCACUGGCUGGUUGGCUCGGACACGUGCCUGGACCGGAUCGACGCCAUGGUCCGAGAUGCUAAAAGGAAGGCGGGGGGCGAUCCACACACUCCGCUUCGUUCGCUGGGUCUCUCCCUGAGUGGAGGGGAGCAGAAGGAAGCCAUCAAGAAGCUCAUUGAGGACAUGAAGACCCGCUUCCCACAUCUGAGCGAGAAUUACUUUAUCACUACCGAUGCCGUUGGGGCCAUCGCCACUGCGACCAACACCGGUGGGGUGGUGCUUAUCUCAGGAACCGGCUCCAACUGCAAGCUGAUCAACCCUGAUGGCUCUCAGAUCAGCUGUGGAGGAUGGGGCCACAUGAUGGGGGAUGAAGGAUCAGCUUACUGGAUUGCCCACCAGGCUGUGAAGAUGGUGUUUGAUGGCCUGGACAACCUGGAGGUCCCACCACAUGACAUCGGCUACGUCAAGCAGGCCAUGUUUGACUACUUCCAGGUUUCCGACCGGAUGGGGCUCCUGACUCACCUCUACACGACCUUUGAAAAGUCUAAAUUUGCAGGCUUCUGCCAGAAGCUGGCUGAAGGUGCCCAGGCUGGGGAUCCCCUGUGCCGCUACGUUUUCAACAGGGCCGGAGAAGUCCUGGCGCGGCAUAUCGUGGCUGUGCUGCCCAAAAUUGACCAGAUCUUGCUACAAGGGCAUCUGGGACUGCCCAUCGUCUGCGUCGGAUCCGUGUGGAAGAGCUGGGAGAUGAUGCGGGAAGGAUUCGUCCGGGUCCUGGGCCAGGCGCACAGCCGGCAGCUCCACGGCGCCUUCUCCCGGUUCAGCCUGCUGAAGCUGAAGCAGUCCUCGGCCCUGGGGGGGGCCAGCCUGGGGGCCAGGCACAUCGGUCAGCCCCUCCCUCUGGAUUACGCGGCCAACGUGGAUGUCUUCUACACCCAGUCCUUCGCCUAGAGUCGGGCGCCAGGCAGCUCCCGGCCAUCCUUGGGGUCCUUGGGGGUGGGGGCUCCAAAGUCUGGCUUCCCUUUGCUGCUUUGGGAGCCUCCCCCCUUGUAUGAGCAGUUGACAAACACACACACACACACACAAUGUUGCUUAAUAAAAAAAAAGUGGCAUGGUCUCGGUGGCAAAACCACACGCCAGAGUGCCUGGAUACGCUGA